AUGCUCAAUCACAAAAUCGGAAAAACUCUAUAAAAUUCCAAGGUGAUCUAAAGUUACUUGUUUACAUUAAUAGUUAAGCAAUUCAAAAAAGCCAAACCAUUUUGCAGAAAAGCAGGGAAAUCAUUUAAGCAACUUGAUAUGUAUGGAAAGUAGGUGUCGUUGACUUACAAAGGGCAAGAAACCUACAAAAGUUUAAUAGGUGCUGCUGCAAGUGCAAUAGUUUAUGGUGUAGUCUUCGCAUUCUUCUUCUAUAGGCUCGCUACUUUGAUUACAAAAGGAGACACAAAGGUAGCGAAGAAAUCGUUUUACAAAGAUCUAGACUCAGGUGCUUCCUAGUCAUACAACAUAGGCUAGAUGGGAUUUGAUUUCGCAUUUUAGUUGACAGGGGAAUAUAACUAAUCUAUCGCAUAAUUGGAAGCUAAUUAAGUAAUUGUGAGCUAUAAUGAAUCUACCCAAAAAUCAAACAGAAUUAAGUUACCAUUGCAAAUCAUUGAUUGCGGAAUUGAAAACUUUAGAUUCAAGGAUCAAUCAAAGGUUUCCCUGUAUAACAUCAACAACUUUAAGUGCAUUAAGGGCAAGGAUUAUUAAAUAUAGGGUAACUAUUACUCAAAAGACUUUAAAUAUGUUGAGAUUAAAACCAAGAGAUGCAAAUAUGAAAAUGAAAACAAUAACUGCUCUGAGAAAUCCAGUAUUGAUACCUUUUUCAGAAACAAUCAGUUGAACUUUGCAUUCAUAAACUCUUUCUUUGACUUUAACAACUACUCUUAGCCAAUUUAAACAUUCAUUGAUGACGCUCUAGAGUUCUUUGAUGAUUUAGCUGCAACUGAUGAUACAUUAGCUGCAAUUUAUAUCAGAGUAGAUAAAGCAUAUGACAUCUAUGAGAGAGCAAUUUACGGAAUUAGUGAUUUAUUGGGGGAUAUUGGAGGUUUCAAAGAAUCUAUCAUAAUGCUUGGACUCUUUAUGAUAUUCCAAAAAUCUAUAUCAAAGUAAGGUAAAUCCAUUAGCUAUAAAGAUUAAAAGAAGGCAUUUAGGCAACAAAAGUUAUAGUAGAAAAAAGAAUAUGAUAAUAAAGCUUAAAAAUUCAACUAGGAAACCUCAAAGAUUGAGACUUAAGAUAAAGAGAAUUUAAUAGCUGAAGUAUUCUCUAGAUAGAGAUUUAAUUAUACUUGUAGAGAUAUAGGGAAUUAUAUCUUAAGAUGUGGAUGCUUAAGAUCGCCUAAGAAAAUGAUAAUGGACCCAAAGAUGAAAAAGCAUGUAAUAUUCAGCAAAGGCACCAACAAAUUAAUGAAUGAACUAGAUUGUAUAACUUUGCUAAAAUCGUUAAGAAUGAUGAAAUUGAUUACUUAAGUAUUUCUAAACCAAAAUCAAAAGUUAAUUUUGAGAUUCUAAAGAAAGAACGUUAUCGGAUCAGAUUCAUCAUCUUCUGAUAGUGAUUAAAAUGAUCAAGAUAAUCUUAGACUUCUAGAGAGUAAAAAUAUAAUCAUCAAGUCUACAAUAAAAAACAAAAUCAAAACUGCUGUUGAGCAGUAUGCCUCGUUAGAAGAAUUCAAAGAAAUUGAUAAGCGAAUAUUAAGAGGUAUAUUCUAAAGAAAACUUAGAGAUCAAACAAAGGAGCAAAAAGCUAUUGAAAAUAUUAAGAAGAUAUUUGGCAAAAUGGGGAGCAGCAAGAAUCUGAAUGAUAUUGAGAAAGCACCCUCUACUUAAAUAAUAGAGAAAAAUACUUGGGAGCAUUCUAAUAAAUUAAUAAAGAAGCCUGAAAGUUCAUUAUAAAUAAUGCUGGCAAACGCUUUUCUCUAGAAGUAGCAAACUAGAACUACAGAAAUUUUUAGUACUCAGAAUCAGUCCUAGUAUGAUACACCUAAUAUGACAUAAGAUGAUUAAAAAUUCCUAAAAAGCAGAAAUUUCUCUUUGAAAAGAGACCCUUCUCCCAAUUUCAUAGGUACCUCCUUAAUGGAAAGAGAAAGCAGCUACUAUAAUGUAAAAUAUGAAUUUGAGCCAGACGAUAAAGAUGAUAAAAACAAAAAAGAGGAAUUUGACCAUAAUACAUUUGUUGAAAAUAUUAGAUCAAAUACAUCUUAGCUAGACCAAGUGAACACAAGCUUUGAUCUGAACCAAUUUGAAGACCAAAUAAUCAAAGAAGAAGAAGAAAGCUAUAAAAAAUAGAUGUUAAGUAUCUAGAAAAAUGAGAAUUAAUAACUCAAGUUGAAGUUCAGCCAAAAAAAUAAGAUAUCUCAUCAAUACUGA
Molecule: messenger RNA, 2244 nt
Organism: Stylonychia lemnae
Lineage: Eukaryota; Ciliophora; Spirotrichea; Sporadotrichida; Oxytrichidae
Source: the annotation of a GenBank genome assembly